Pseudozyma flocculosa PF-1 is the source of this 3921-nucleotide messenger RNA. RefSeq lists its product as uncharacterized. Gene Ontology annotation, cellular component: endoplasmic reticulum membrane. Gene Ontology annotation, molecular function: mannose-ethanolamine phosphotransferase activity. NCBI's taxonomy places the organism in Eukaryota, Fungi, Basidiomycota, Ustilaginomycetes, Ustilaginales, Ustilaginaceae. Gene Ontology annotation, biological process: GPI anchor biosynthetic process. The transcript has 2 exons. The record is from RefSeq and is a predicted model, not a curated record. Bases 1 to 3921 code for a protein of 1306 amino acids.
AUGCAGGGCCACAAGGCAGAGGUGGAGGUCGAUGGGCCGUGCUUUCACGACGCCGUGCAGGCACAGGAACAGGAUGCGGCAAAGUCGGCAGGCAGCUCCGAACCUCGUCUUGGCUCGAUUCGAUUCGACUCGACUCGACUCGAUUCGAUUCGAUCCGACCCGAUGUCGUCGUCGGCGCUCAACCCGCCGCCUCGGUUGGCCGCGCGGCGCAACCGGGAUCGAUCCGACUCGCACUCUUCCGACGCCUCUUCGCACGCCUCGCACGAGUCGCACUCGUCGCACUCGUCGUACGCGCGGAGGCAUCCCGACCGCGUACCCCCAAAGCCGCCGUCCAUCAACCGCCCGUUUCUCGGCAUCCUCGCCGUCCUGGCCCUGGUGCUCUACUACCACGCUGCCGCCCUGUGGCUGUUUACAAAGGGGUUCCUCCUCACCAGGGUCGAGCUCGACGGCCGCAACUCGUGCUUCAAGCAGCCUUCCCAGUCGUGGUCCACCCCUACCCCGCCGUCCUCGUUUGACCGCCCAGCGCUGGCGCAGUGGUCGCGCUCCCUCGAUCCGCACACGGGACAGGGCGAGUGCACCCUGCCAGAGACGCACUCCAAGGCCGUCCUGCUCAUCAUCGACGCUCUCCGAUACGACUUCAUCGCACCCAUCCCGCCCAUCUCGGCCGCCCACCCACCCGACGGCAGCCCGACAUGGAAGCCCGACCCGCACUACCAUGCCAAGCUCACCCUCCCCUCGGAACUCCACGCCAUGAACCCUCCAUCCUCGUUCCUGGCGCACUUCCUCGCAGACGCACCCACCACCACCCUGCAGCGCCUCAAGGGCCUCACCACGGGCACCCUUCCCACGUUCAUCGAGGCGGGCGCCAACUUUGGCGGCAUGGGCAAGGUGGGCGAGGACAACUGGCUCGAACACUUCCGCCUCAAGGCCAUCCGCGACGGCGCCCGCAACGAUAGCGCCGGCCUCGCCUUUGCCGGAGACGACACCUGGUCCACCGUCUUCCCCUCCAUCUUCGAUGCCGACAAGACCUGGUCGUACGACUCGUUCAACGUCGAGGACCUCGACACCGUCGACCGCGGCGUCGAGCAGAGCCUCCUCCCCUUUCUCCAGCGCAACCAUCCUGACCGCACCGGGCUCCACAACGGCUGGAGGCUGCUCGUCGGUCACGGCCUCGGCGUCGACCAUGUCGGCCAUCGCUUCGGCGCGUCGCACCCCAAGAUGGCCACCAAGAUGCAAGAGAUGCAGCGCUUCCUUCGCAACGUCACCGACGCCGUCGACGACAGCACCCUGGUCAUCCUCAUGGGCGACCACGGCAUGGACGAGCGCGGGGACCACGGCGGCGAUGGGGAGCUCGAGGUCGGCGCGGGCCUGUGGGUCUGGAGCCGUUCGGGCUUCGGUAAGACUGGCCUUGCAAGCGACGUCCACAGCACCUUGCUUGCCGAUGGACCCACCUACCAGCUCGUGCCCGCCUUUGUUCCCUUUUCGCCACUGCCCUCGCCGCCCUUUGAUCCAAAGGGUCACCGCUCGAUCCCGCAGAUCGACCUGGUCCCUUCGCUCUCCCUCCUUCUUGGUCUGCCGAUCCCGUUCAACAGCCUCGGCUCGAUUGUUCCGGAGCUGUUCCCUGAUCCGGACAGGCUGCUGCGGGCGCUGCGCAUCAAUGCGUGGCAGAUCAAGACAUACCUCGACCGCUACUCGACCGAGUCGUCGGAUCUGGCCCCCUUUGCGACCGAGCUCGAGGACCUGUGGUACCAGGCCGUGGAGGCGGAUGCCAGGCUUGCCCAGGCUGCGUCCGGCUCCUGGUCGAAGCUCCCUCAGGCGGAAGCGCGUCGCGCGGCGGCACUGGCCUACCAGCGCUUCAACCGCGCCAGCCUGGUCCGCGCCCGCAGCGUAUGGGCGCAAUUUGAGCUCUCGAGGAUCUUCAUGGGCCUGGCGGUUCUCGCGCUCAGCCUCGUGUCCGCCUCGGUCCUCUACGCCGGCUGCAAGUCCGGACUCGUGACCCUCCUCGACACCGCCACCGAGCUGGGUGCCUCGGCUGCCAACCCAGCGCCCGUUGAGAGGAUGGCUCGGCCGAGCAAGACGGCAGCAGAGUAUUGGCAGGCUGUCCAUGCCAGCGCCAUUUGGCCUGCCGUCUACGGAGCCGCUGUCGGGUGCGCCGUCUAUGGGGCCCAAUACGCCGCGCCUUCGAGGUCGCUGCGGCUUAGCCUGCUUGAUCUGGUCCUGUUCGGAUCAACCUCGGUGUCGCAACUGAGCCUGAUCAUCUCGCAGCGCAAGGCACUGCGAUCGCUGUUCCGCUUCGAAGCGCGCACGCUGCCAUCUGGCAAGGCUCUGCAGGUGCUCGGCAUCGCCAUCCCAGUCCUGCACGCCGUCCUGUUCGGCAGCAACAGCUUCACGGUCUGGGAGGACAAAGCCGUCCUCAUCUUCCUGAUCGCCGCUCUAUCGGCCCGCUUCGUGGCGGGUUUCGGCGCUCCGCUGGGCCGACUGCGGAUCCGGAUGCCGCUGGUUGCGGCCGCGGGAAUCGUGCUCGCCCGCCUCGCUGCCAUCAGCCGCGUCUGCCGAGAGGAGCAGGCGCCGUACUGCCGUCCCACCUUUUACGCCAACGGCGGCGAGGGUGGCACCGCGCUCAACAGCCCGUACGCCAUCGCCGCUUCGUACGUCGCAGCGUACUUUAUGCCGAGCCUGCUAUCGAUGGCGCUGGGAUCGAGCAAGUCCAACGUCGGGGUGGCGCCCCUCGUCCUCAACUGGCUGCUGAGGCCCUCGCUGCUGGCGGGCGCCGGCUACUGGCUGGGCGACUGGGCGGCGCCCUCGGAUCAGGUCACGCCAGAGCUGCGGUCUUUCAUCGAAUGGGCGACACGCCUCGUCGCCCGGGCGGAUCUCAUCGCCCUCAGCGUCGUCGGCAUCACAUUCUGGAUCUUUGCGCCGCUCUGUCUGGAGCUGAGGCAGGAGCAGGCUCCUCCGCCGGCUGCCGCCCCACAGCCGGGAUCGCAGCUGUCCGGGCAAGGAUCGUCGCCGACGUCGACAGGGGAGGGAGGCAACAAGACCCGCGUCUCGAUCCUCGGGUACGCAAACAGCCUGGGCAGCUCGUAUCUGCUGCUCGUCUCGCUCGUCUUUUCGAUGCUUUACAUCCUCAGCCAGCCGGCGGGCCAGCUGGCGCUCUCCCUCUGCCUGCUGCUGACGGUGGCCAAUGCCGAGCUGGGCGACUGCGAGCGCGACUGCCAGAUCAUCUUUGCGCAGGUCGACCGCCAACCCGACCAGCCCGCUCCCGGUGCUGCACCUUCAACAAGCAAGAAGGGUCAGCCGUCGCAACCGAAGGUAUCGCCACUGGUCGCGGCGGCCGAAGCGGCCUCGGGACCUGCCGGCGGUGUCGGAGAUGGCAAUGGCGGGCAGGCCUCUGCGUCUGCGACGCAGCCGAUGCCGUCGUUCCUCGAGACGAGCACGCUGGCGCUGGUGGGCCUGCUCGCCUUCUUCAGCACGGGCCACCAGGCCACGCUCUCGUCGAUCCAGUGGCGCGUCGCCUUUAUCGGCUUCCAGACCGUCACCUACCCGUGGUCGCCGCUGUUCGUGGUGGCCAACUCGUUCGGGCCGCUCAUCCUCCUCCCCGCCAUGGGCGUGCCGCUGCUGUGCCUCUGGAACCUGGCACCGCGACCGCGGGGCGCGGCCGGAGGGCCCAUGACGCUCCCGCUGACGCUGCUCCGCACCAGCCUGGGGUUGGUGCUCUACCAUGCGCUCCUGGCCACGAGCUGCUCGGCGUUCGCCGGGCUCGUGUUCAGACGGCACCUGAUGCUCUUCAAGGUGUGGACGCCCCGGUUCAUGCUCGCCGCCGUCUCCCUCGUCGGCACCGAGGUCGCGCUGCUGCUCGCGCUCCUCGCCGCCUGGCAGACGGCCAACAAGGUCAACCGCGUCUUUGGCACCGUGUUUGCUUGA